AUGCAGCAGCCUUCGCCUCCCGACGCCUACUUCCUCGCCGCCUCCACCUCGACGCUGGCGGUGGGCAGCAUCACCUCGACGACCUCGGACCCCACCGCGCCCGCCUCGCACACGGUCCGCCUGCACGCCGCCUCGCCCGCAUCUCAGUCACGCAUCGCCGUCGCGUGCUGGCAGUCGUCGAGCGCAAAGAUCAUCGCCGCCUCGGACGAAGGGCUCACGAGCCUUGACCCGACCCUGCGGCACAAGGCGAGGAUGGUCAGGUCUCCAGUCGGCCACGUCGCUGCCAAUCGCAGCGGCGACACGGCCUACUGCACGGCGGAUGGCAGGACAGUAUGGCUCGAUGCAGAGGGAAGAGAGAUCCGAAGAGUCGGCCCCUCGAAACCUCCCGCGACGCCGAGCCUCCUCGCCCUCUCGUCAGACUCUCGCAGGCUUGCCCUCUACACACCCUCAUCUGAUUCCCUUCAGGUCUGUCUUCGCACGGCGACCGCAUCGCCGACCACAUUGACCCGGCGUCGCCAGACUGCGGCUCCGCCGUCCAAGGUCAGCUCCCUGGCCUUUUCACCCACGCGCGCAUCUUUCUUGGCGGCGGGCAGCGAUGCCGGCUCCCUGGACCUCUUUGACGCCAGCCUGCCAGGGUCGCCGCUGCAGAGCUGGCCGGAUCUCCAUGUGGGCAGGAUCAACCAGGUGCUGUUUAGCCCCGUCGCUCGGAUGCAGCUUCUCGUCACCGCGAGCGAGGACCGCUCGGUCAGCAUCAUUGAUCUCGAAAAGAUGGAAGUCAAGUCGACGCUGGCCUACCCUUAUCCGAUAACGUCAAUCGACUGGAGCCCGAACGGCCUGCUGCUGCUCCUUGGGACAUCCUCCGGCGACGUGUUUGUCCAGGACCUGCGCAUGGCCGCAAGCCGGACGCCGAGAAGGAUUUCGCUCUCGGCGGACAGGACGGGAGCGGUGCACUCGAUCCAGUUUGUCCUGCUCGGCGAGCGCGAUAAGAAGACCCUUGAGGCAAUGGCAACUUCUACUGCUGCACCUGCGUCGGCCACCUCGCCAUCGCAGGCAUUGAGACCACUCGAAGGCGUCUUGACAGAGUCGAGCAAGGUCAACGCGCCAGCGACGGCGACAAUACCUCUGAGCGGGCCAAAGGGCGUCAAGCGCGCUGCGCCCGAGGGCAGCUCGCACCGCGACGACACCUUUGGCGUCAAUGUCGCAGCCCCGAAAGGAGCGGCCGCUCCAUCGAAGCAACGUUCCCUCCCCAAGCGACGGCCCAGCGACGACAGCGCCGGCCUUCGCCGCGGCACCCAGCUCGCCGCAUCUCUCGGCGGCGGCGGCGGCGGCGGCGGGUGCAUGCCCGACGUGCGGCCAGACCCCCGUUCGGCGACGGGCGACGCUACAAGACGGGCGGCGACCAUCUGCGACCUGGACGACGCGACUGGGCGGUUGACGAGCAAGAUUGAGGCGAUUGAGCUGGACCUGGUGCACUCGCAGCAGGCGCACAAGCGGCACAUUGAGGCGCUGCUGCGUUCCUACCUCGACCCGACCGAGGGCCAGCUGAGCGAGCUGCAGCGGCUGCGGGCGGAAAACGAGCAGCUCAAGCGGCAGCUGUACAGCAGUCGAGACUAUCGCGGGUUCUGA
Messenger RNA from Pseudozyma flocculosa PF-1, 1626 nucleotides. RefSeq lists its product as uncharacterized. NCBI's taxonomy places the organism in Eukaryota, Fungi, Basidiomycota, Ustilaginomycetes, Ustilaginales, Ustilaginaceae. The transcript has 4 exons. Gene Ontology annotation, molecular function: gamma-tubulin binding. Bases 1 to 1626 code for a protein of 541 amino acids. Gene Ontology annotation, biological process: mitotic cell cycle; microtubule nucleation. Gene Ontology annotation, cellular component: pericentriolar material; spindle pole; ciliary basal body. The record is from RefSeq and is a predicted model, not a curated record.